AUGAUCACCAAGUACUUCACCAAGAUUAUUGUGAAAUUCGAUCCUUUUGGAUCAGAGGCAAGAACUGCUAGAACUAUGCUUUCCCUUAUACCGCCGAAGCUCCGUUCGACGUGUGAUGUGAACUUGGAGGUGCUAACAAAAUCAUCCAAGAAUAAACCACUCAUUGAGGUUACUUUUAAGGAUAAAACGAUAAUGAAAGGAGAUCCUAAGAAGAUGGGAAUGGAUGACUUCACGCAUCUUUUUGAUAGGCAUUCCAGGGCACUACAGUUUAAGGAAGAGAUUUCCCAAUAA
This is a messenger RNA of Brettanomyces bruxellensis, 291 nucleotides long. RefSeq lists its product as uncharacterized. The transcript has a single exon. Gene Ontology annotation, molecular function: structural constituent of ribosome. Gene Ontology annotation, cellular component: mitochondrial large ribosomal subunit. NCBI's taxonomy places the organism in Eukaryota, Fungi, Ascomycota, Pichiomycetes, Pichiales, Pichiaceae. Bases 1 to 291 code for a protein of 96 amino acids. The record is from RefSeq and is a predicted model, not a curated record.